AUCAGCUGGUAGGAAAUGGCCUGUGAGUCAGAGGGGCAGCGGAGUCGGCGGCGCGGAGCCGGGGCGGCCCCGGGGAGGGACCGUCGCAGGGAGGGGCGCGGCAGCGGCUGGGGGUCUGCGGGCGCCAGGGCCCGCUAGUGUUGCACACGAAGCUGAACAGCGAAGAGCCUAGCAGAGCAGGGCUCAGCCUGAGCCACCCUUUGUCUGGGUUGGGGGCCCGUGGAAGGGAGGACCGGGGAUCCAAGGGGAGGGACCGGGACGGGACGGAAGGGCCCGGAGCAGCGGCCACCUCAGCGGAGCCAAUUUGGGAGCGGGGGUCCUGCUGAGCUCAGGAGCUGCACGGAAUGGUGGCAGUCACCUUGCCAGUGCAGCAGGCAUGGAUCAGACUGCAAGCUAAGGGCACAAGGCAUCAGUUGGGAAGAGGGGAUGCACAGCUAGGCUUGAGGCCUCUUCAUCGGGAUGUCCCCAGCCCAGGCCCAGCAUAAAGGCCGUGUUGGGGGGCCCCCCUGACCCAAGGGGGGCUUCAUGCGCCACGUGCAGGCGGAGCUGUCUCCAUCCUCAGAGCCAGAGGCUGGCCCUUCACAGCCUCCAGUCAGGCAGGGGGCCCUCCAGGGUGGCCUGCUCAUGGGCUACAGCCCAGCAGGGGGGGCGACAUCCCCCGGGGUCUACCAGGUAUCCAUCUUUUCCCCUCCGGCUGGUACCUCUGAGCCUCAUAGGGCCCUGAAACGACAAGCCCCACCCACUGAGGGUCCCCGGGAGCUGAAGAGAGGCCCUGGGCUGGGGGCCAGAGAGGGACUACCCCCUGAAGAACCACCUCCUGUGGGGCUCUUGGGCCCAGAGGGACUGGGGCUGGGACUAGGUGUGGCCAGCCAGCAUUUCUCCCACCGUGGCCUCUGUGUUGUGGAACAGAGAAGUAGUGUCACCUCAUCUUGGACUUCAGGGGCCUGGAGUCUCCCCUGCCCCCCAUCAAAUGCUUCCUGCAAUACUUUGCACACCAGAGACUGGGCCUCCCCAGAUCCAGGGGGACAGGGGUCCCUGGGGGAGUCCCCAGGGCCAGCCCCUCCAGGCCAGCUGCACACACUUGACACUGAUUUGCACAGUCUUGCACAAAUAGGGGGUAAGAGCCCAGUGGCUGGGGUGGGCAAUGGGGGUAGCCUCUGGCCUAGGGAGUCCCCUGGCACUGCCAAUGGGCACAGUCCCGAGCACACACCCCCUGGCCCUGGACCUCCAGGCCCCUGCCCCACCAAGCGAAGGCUGCUUCCUGCUGGAGAAGCCCCAGAUGUCAGCUCUGAGGAAGAGGGGCCAGCCCCCCGGAGGCGCCGGGGAUCCCUGGGCCACCCUACUGCUGCCAACAGUUCUGAUGCCAAAGCCACAUCCUUCUGGAGCCACCUGCUGCCUGGGCCCAAAGAGCCUGUUUUGGACCCAACAGACUGCAGUCCCACGGGGCAGAGGCUGAAAGGAGCCCGUCGCCUGAAGCUGAGCCCCCUUCGAAGCCUCCGGAAGGGGCCAGGCCUGCUGAGCCCCCCCAGUGCCUCCCCUGUUCCUACCCCUGCUGUCAGCCGUACCCUGCUGGGCAACUUUGAGGAAUCAUUGCUGCGAGGACGUUUUGCACCAUCUGGCCACAUUGAGGGCUUCACAGCAGAAAUUGGAGCUAGUGGGUCAUACUGCCCCCAGCAUGUCACGCUGCCUGUCACUGUCACAUUCUUUGAUGUUUCUGAGCAAAAUGCCCCGGCUCCCUUCCUGGGCAUCGUGGAUCUGAACCCCCUGGGGAGGAAGGGUUACAGCGUGCCCAAGGUGGGCACCGUCCAAGUGACCUUAUUUAACCCCAACCAGACUGUGGUAAAGAUGUUCCUCGUGACCUUUGACUUCUCGGACAUGCCUGCUGCCCACAUGACCUUCCUGCGCCAUCGCCUCUUUUUGGUGCCUGUGGGUGAGGAGGGAAAUGCUAACCCCACCCACCGCCUCCUCUGCUACUUGCUGCACCUCAGGUUCCGGAGCUCCCGCUCAGGCCGCUUAAGCCUGCAUGGAGAUAUCCGCCUGCUUUUUUCCCGCCGGAGCCUGGAGCUGGACACAGGGCUCCCUUACGAACUGCAGGCUGUGACCGAGGCCCCUCAUAAUCCACGUUAUUCACCUUUGCCCUGAUUGCCAGCACUCUGAAUCCAUGCGGCCUAACGACCUGCCCGUCCUGCUCCAUCUUAGAGAACAUAUAUGGAGAGACAGCAAGAGACCCUUCAGGCUUGAAUUAAAGCCCUCACCAUGCUCUUGCCCAAAUGGAUUAUUUGGGUGUUUAAAGCUUCUGAUCCUUACUACACCCUGCCCUACUCGGGUACUCGAUGUGCCUGUCCCCUCCCUUGGGUUUCCCAGGCCAGCUUAGGUAGGGAGGAACUGGAGCUACCCUGAGGUUGUCCCAAGUUCCCAGGCAAGUUAUGCCAGCGUUGCCUCCUAGUCCUGGGCAGGGGCCACUUAUUAUUUUAUUUAUUUUUAAUUUAUAAUUUAUUCAAAUUGGAUUGCCUUGGUAACCUCCCACACCUGAUAAUUGGCAUCACUCCCCCCCUUCCCACUCUCAGAUAUUGCUCCAACCUCAAGAGUUGAAGAGGCUUAUGCCAGGGGCAGGAGGAGAACUGCUCUCUCUCAGCUGAGGGAAGAGGGGCUAUUCCAGAGGGACUGAGUCAGUAGCCAAAGACUCAGCUUUCCCUGUCCUUCCCCUAGUCCCUUCACUUCCCCUACCCUCUGACCUAUCUCUGAAAGCCAAGUUAUGUGUUUGUGUGUGUACACAAGCUUGUCUUUGUGUGGUGUGUGUGUGUGUGAGAGAGUGUACAUGUAUGCACACACACAGGGGUUAACCACCCCUCACCUAGGGCUCCAGACUCCAGUUGUCCCUCUCCUCCUGCCUGUGUCUCCUUGCUUUGGGGUCCUGACUGAAGAAGGUGUCCAGGGGGCAGAGUCAGGGCCAAGCACUGGGGUGCCUCCACUCACCUGGCCAGACUCUGACCCACCUACCUCAGCUGGGGUAAGGGGCACCCCUCAAACUCAGUCAUGUGGUUCCAAACUACCCCAUUCCCCACUCCAGACUCUGACCCAGCCUCAGUCCUGACUCCUGAGGCUGGGCUGAGGGGAACAAGCAUUUGCUGAAACUUGAAAAAACAAAGCAAAUCAGAAACAGGAAAAAAUUGUACCUGGUAAUUUUUUUUAGAAAAAAAAAAGAUUAAAAAAGAAAGAAUAAAUUCUUGUUUGGAAACUUGAA
This is a messenger RNA of Rhinopithecus roxellana (golden snub-nosed monkey), 3244 nucleotides long. RefSeq names its product family with sequence similarity 214 member B (gene ATOSB). The transcript is spliced from 9 exons. The coding region runs from base 526 to 2142 and encodes 538 amino acids. The record is from RefSeq and is a predicted model, not a curated record. Lineage: Eukaryota; Metazoa; Chordata; Mammalia; Primates; Cercopithecidae.